AUGACUGAGCGAUCGGCAAGCUCCUUAUCAAAAGUGUCGACCACUACAAGUAAAAGUACCAAUUCAAAAGUAUCAACCUCGAAUAAUAACAAUGCAACGGCCACUAAUUCAAGACCCAAUUCACGAAUUGAUGGUGAUGGGGAGGUACUUUCUUCCGAAGAGAAACAAGCGGGACAAGUGAUUUCAACGGAAACGAAUCAAGAUGAAUCAUCACCAACCAUUCCGAAUGAAAGAUCGGGAGACACAUUUUCUGCUUGGAAAGCUUUCCUCUCAAAACUAAGGUCGAGUGUGCUCGUUGAUUAUGCGGAAGAAAAAAAUAGGGUGGCCUUCAGAAAUCAAUUCUUUCAGCAUGUAAAGGAGGUGUAUAAAAAAUUAAAUUUACAAGAAGAAGAUAUUAUUCCAAGAUUGGAGAAAAUAGACAAUGAAGGAAAUUGGAGCUCGAACGCAGCGCAUGCAAUUAAAGCAGACCUGUUCGGAUCGAUUGAGUACAAUAUCAAAAAACAACUUGAAGCAAACAAAGCACUUCGGGAACCAAAGCCAAUUGAUGAACUGCUGUUCAAUGUAGCAACAACCGUGUCAAGAGAUUUUACAUUGAGCUCAAUAUGUUCGAAAUAUUUUCACGAUAUCAAUUUGUCUUCCUGUAAAAUUACUGAGAUAGAUUCAGAAUUUGUGAAUUAUUGCAAGUUUUUAGAAGUGUUAAGCCUCUCAUUUAACAAACUUACCUCUAUCAGGUGCCUUCCACAAAAUUUAUAUGGACUUACUGCAUAUUCUAACUCAAUUUCAAAAAUCGUUCCCUUAAAGACAUUUGCAAAUAUUGUUCAUUUAGGAUUAGGCUACAACAGAUUGAAUAAUUUAGCCUUUGUUGAGAAUUGCCCAUAUCUUGCCUCGUUAGAUGUCAGUUUUAACGAUUUAACAAGUUUGGAACAAUCCCUUCAAUCCUUGACCAAAGUUCCUUCUUUGAAAACGCUAAAUUUACAAGGAAAUUGCUUUUGCCUGCUGGAGCAUUAUAGAGGGGCUGUGUUUUCUUCUUUACCAAAGAUUGAAACAUUGGAUAACGAAUCAUUUUCAGAGGAAAGCAGGAAAAGAUAUAUGGAUCUAUUUCAUGGGUUCUCUGGCGACAAAAAGACGAAACUCGUGGUAACAUUAUCUUCACUAACGGGGGUUAAUUUUGACGAUGAAAUUAAAUUAAUUGAGGAUGAAAUUACCUCUACUAACGAUUCAAAGAAUGGAAAGAAAACACCCAUCAAAAGAAUACCAUCAGCCAGUAAAAAGAAAGCCCCAAAUGCCAAGAAACCAAGCGAAACUACAUUUUUCAAGAGUAUUUAUUACGUUGUAAGAUUUUCUUGGCCCAAAGAGGAUGACAAAGAUGAAAUCAGCUUUAUUGAGAGCAAUCCUGUCUAUUUACCUGACCCAGAUCCAAAGACCAACUCGAAGAUUGUUUCUAUUGAUUUUAAGGAUUCUUUUGAAUUUCUUAUUUCCGAAAAAUCUCUUGGAGUGAAGCAUCAUAUUGAAAAACCUCUAAGUUUUUACAUUUAUCGAAUUGUUGCCAAUAUUCAAGAUGACGAUGAUUCCAACAAGAUUGAGUUGUCAAGAGAUUUACUGGGAAUUUUGUUUGCAAAUUUUAAUGAAUUCUGGGAGAAGGGUUUUUCGCUUCCUGUACCGAUUCCUGAAGAUGACGACUCUGCCAAGUCCGGAGACGAGCUCAAGGCACUCAUGAAGAACUCGUUAGAAGAGCGUCACAAUCUUCAAAACGAUGUUAGUACAUCAUCUUGUUCAGGUUUGACGAUGGGAGUUUCCAUCACACAACCCAGCGAGAUUUGGGAUAACUAUGAAAAAGACUGGAAGGAUCCCAAGAAGAGAAAACAAGCUUUGAAAACUGCCAACGCCAACAACAAGAAACCACCUUCCAGAAAGUAA
Naegleria lovaniensis is the source of this 1917-nucleotide messenger RNA. RefSeq lists its product as uncharacterized. The transcript has 5 exons. Lineage: Eukaryota; Heterolobosea; Eutetramitea; Acrasida; Naegleriidae. Gene Ontology annotation, cellular component: cytoplasm. Gene Ontology annotation, molecular function: protein kinase binding. The coding region runs from base 1 to 1917 and encodes 638 amino acids. The record is from RefSeq and is a predicted model, not a curated record.